This is a messenger RNA of Hippopotamus amphibius kiboko, 559 nucleotides long. Its product is annotated as WAP four-disulfide core domain protein 18-like. The coding region runs from base 75 to 359 and encodes 94 amino acids. Gene Ontology annotation, molecular function: peptidase inhibitor activity. Gene Ontology annotation, cellular component: extracellular region. The transcript has 3 exons. The record is from RefSeq and is a predicted model, not a curated record. Lineage: Eukaryota; Metazoa; Chordata; Mammalia; Artiodactyla; Hippopotamidae.
CACCCUCCUUUCCGGUGACCCUGAGAGUAUAAAGUGGGGCUGGGCUCUGCCCCUGUAUCACAUCCAAGGCCAACAUGAAGACCGGCACCAUCUUUGUCCUGGUGGCUUUCAUCGUCAUGGGGCUGCAGGUGGCCUGUGCUCAGAGACCUCCUUCCAUAGGACGACCGAGACCUGGACGAUGCCCAAAUCUGUUGCUGGCUGUCAGCGGGCGUUGUUCAAACCAGUGCACACGAGAUUAUAUGUGUCCCAGGCCAAAGAAAUGCUGCUUAUUCGGGGGCAAAUGUCUUACCUGCCAAAAUCCUGUCUUCUGGAAGGGUGACCCUGGUGACCAUGUGAAAGCUGGACCUGUCGCUGAGUGAGCGUGCCUGGAGACCAGCCCCCAAAGAUUGCUCAUGAACCCAUGAAUUCGAUGCUGAGCAUAACAACAAGACCUGCACAUCCACUCCUGCCUGCUUCCUGUCCCUGGAAUUGGAGCCCUCGAAGAUGGAGCUCUCAAAUGGUCGAAUGAUGGCUUUCUAAAGGGCUUGUGCCCAAAAUAAACUCUAUCUGUGGCAUUCUU